Molecule: messenger RNA, 2172 nt
Organism: Letharia lupina
Lineage: Eukaryota; Fungi; Ascomycota; Lecanoromycetes; Lecanorales; Parmeliaceae
Exons: 3
Coding region: 1-2172 (723 amino acids)
Source: RefSeq, a predicted model, not a curated record
AUGAAAGUUCCCUCAUUCACACACUCAUUUGCCUUUCUCGCAUUGUCGCUCAUUACUUUCCAGCUCCCUUUCGUUGCGUCGAUUGAUUCGAAUGCCGCUGCUCGUCUGCAACCUCGUCUUGAUGACGGGGCUCCUGCCCAAGCCUUAGCUGCAAAACGCAGGAGGAAGUGCUCUCAUUCUCGUAUUUGUGACCUUGCCUCAGCCACCGGAUCCGUGUAUGGCUAUCCUGGAAACAACGCCUCUACUUUAGCCUACCAGCUCCCCUAUUCCCGAACUGCAAGCACCCUGCCCAGUCAAGGAAACCCAAAUAUACCCUCGCAGCAACCCGCGGGCCAAGGACCAACUUCUGGAUCCCCAUCAACUGGGAAUGGCGCUCCUGGUGGUCUCGAAAACGGCAGUUCUGGCUCACCUGUAGCCGGAAGCGGUAACGCUGGGGGCUCGCCAGGGAUCUGCCCAUUGCAGUCAACAGUGACAAUCACCACUCAGUACACUGUCACUGUGACACAAGCUGCGGCAGUAGCUACGACAGCUGGUCCAGCAGGCCUGUUGCAAAAGGGGUCGACUGUCAAUGGCUCAACAGGUCCCGGCUGCCUGGCACAGAACGGGUCAGGCAACGGCUCGAAUGGCUCUGCUAACCCAUUGGGAAAUGGCGUCUCUGCAAGCGGCUCAACUGGUCCUAAACGUACGAAGUGCAGCAAAGCAAAUGCCUCUGGUACGCCCGUUGCUAGUGCAUCUGCCGUUUUGGGAGGUCUCUACGGCAAUGGCACGCUUCAAGGUUCAAAGUACCCCACUGCUGCGAACGCUUCUUCACCUUUGGGCUCAGGUACGAGCAGCAACCCUACUGUGUCCCUGCCUAGAUCCAAUACUAUAGUAGAGACGAACGACACCACAGAUGCCAAUCUUCAGGGCGAGUUCUGGGCGGGAGGUACUAUAGGUACUCUGAUGCGAAUGGAAGCUAUCCCAGGCCGUGUCUUCUACGAUUAUGAUGGCGUCACCGUCAAGGACCCCAUCAAAACUCUUGCAGACUCAGGUUUCAAUGCUAUCCGGGUCGAGACCUCUCGUGACAUGAGUCUAGGGCCUACCGUAUUCACAAAUAAUGCAUCAACUCGUGGUGAAGAGUUGCUUUUCCAGCUUGAUUUUGGAGGUAUCGAUAUUGCGGUCAAGACUGCGCAACGGGCUGCAGCUCUGGGCAUGAGAAUUCAGCUCACCAUCAAUCAGGGUUUCACAAUACCUAAAGACCUCGAGUCUCUUGACUAUGACGGUAUGGUUGGCGCUGUUCAAGAAGAGGCAAUACGCCAACUCCAGCCCUUUCUUGAUGCCAAAAUUGUACCUGAUAUCAUCCUCUUCGAGAAUGAAGGUUCUGAUGGCUUCCUCUUUACUGAGGAGUCUACCGGCCAUGUUCGCGGUACUAAUGACGGCAAAGCCAGCGCGGCCAAAGUAGACCUUGAGAUGUGCGGCAAGAUUCCUACCGGCAACAUGGCUUCCUACCCGCAAUACGCGGGCUACCUCAAGGCCGAAGUCAUAGCCUGCAACGAGGCCAUCACGGCGUCAGGCUUUUCCACGGCCACAACCCGUUAUGGUCUUCACUCUCAUGUCCAAUAUGUCCAGUGGAAGGAAGCUUGUGUACAUGGUCCGAAUCCAUUAAGCCAGACUGAGCUGAAAGACUCCUCGGGUGCGACCUGCAGCAAUUCUGUCAUUCCUCGAAGCAUCCUCUCUCCAAAUGCCUCGGAGAUGCUUACCAUCAUGGGUUUCUCUUCAUAUCCAGACCCAAUGACACCAUCCGACAUCGACUCCGAACCCAGCAUGGCCGAUACCUUGACCCGACUGACCAAAACUCUCACUCAGUUGCAGGGUUACGCUGAAGCCUACGGCACAUACACUGACGGUCCAUGGGCGGGCCAGUACAAAUUACAAGGUCUGGGCGUUGAAUAUGCUACUAGCUUUACGUAUCAACAGAUUCCCCAGGAGCAGUCUCUUACGGAGUUGAUGUGGAAGACAGUGAAGCCUUUCUCCGCUUUUAUGGGAAUGUUGUGGUAUGAGCCAUGGUACUGUUAUUCUGAUUGGGAAGGCGGACGUGGCACACUCUGUCAUACACUGGAUGGGAAUAGCGAGGCACCGACGAAUACCAUGAAGACGUUUGGAGCAGCUGCUAUCUCGCCUUGGAAGAAGUGA